Messenger RNA from Nematocida parisii ERTm1, 1824 nucleotides. RefSeq lists its product as uncharacterized. Lineage: Eukaryota; Fungi; Microsporidia. The transcript has a single exon. The record is from RefSeq and is a predicted model, not a curated record. Bases 1 to 1824 code for a protein of 607 amino acids.
AUGGAAGAGAGACAGAAUCUACUUAAGAAGAACAAUAUUAUAAUAAGAAAUACAUUAAAGAAUACCAUACUUAUACUAUUGGAAAUAACAACAGCAAUAUACAGUGUAUGUGCUAGGAUAGGGUAUGCAGAUGUAGGUUUGGUACAGAAAAUGAUAAUAGAAAACAACAUAAUAUUACACCCAGAUGGAGGACUUUCACCAACUGUUCAGUAUAUGACUUCUGAAAGUGGGUUUAUGGAGAACUUUCGUAUGUACUGGCAUGCAAUAUAUGCAGAGAAUAAAAUGAAAAAUAGUGGAUCCACAGAGGAUUUUAAAAAUUUAAUGGUUUGGAAAGUGCAUAUCACAACACAUGAAGAUCCCAAAAAGAACAAAUACUUGGAAAGAUAUGCACAACAACUGAUAAAUAUGUUUCCAUCUGAGAAUCUGGCUUAUUCUAUUGAGUCAGUGGAAGAUGACUCAUUUACUCGAUUUCUGAGGAAGCAUAAAAAAAAGCCAGACAGUUUGAAUUUAUUAGCUUCUUUAUUUCUUCUUGCAGAAGGGAUAAAUAUUCCUAUUAAAAUAGAACGCAAUGAAAAAAACCGUGGGAAUAAAAGAAUUAUUUUACAGGAUUCCGAAGCAACCGGAAAUGGUUUUUAUGUCAAUUUGAGCUUAAUUAUAAAGGAUGGAAAAGAAUGGUAUAAAAAGUCAGUAUAUCAGAAGAAAACAAAAGAGAUAGUAAAUUUUUUCAAAAGCCUUGUUGAUCCAGAAAACACUCUAGAAGUAUCUAAGGAAUUCGCAAUGCCUACUACGUAUGAAGAGUUCUUAACAGGGAAUUUUCUGUGCAAUCCCAGAUUUCUCAUACAGUCAUACAUCUUUGAGUAUAUAGACAGUGCGAAGAUGUAUAAGGAUUUUGUAAGAGCGGUGUAUGUGAUGCUUAAUACCCGCAAGCCUACUAAUUAUGAAAUCCCAAUUUCAAAGCACGAUAGAAAAGUAAUGGAAUUACUUAAUCGGUUAUUUGCAAUAAAUAAUGUGCUAGAUGUGGAUGUGCACCUGGGAAUGAGAGAUAAGAGGCGUAAUUUUACAGAUUUCUGUAACUUUAAAGAAAUAAAAGAUGGGUUUAAAAAUAUACCCUUUAUGGAUGUUAUUUAUAAACCAAGUCACAUAGAUGGGCCUGAUUAUGUUAAUAAGGACUGUCAAUACACUUUAUCUUAUAAAGACGAAUGCUGUUUUAAAAAUUGUCAGAAGUGUAUUCUUCUUGCUCUGUUCUUAUGCUUUACCUUUGACCAAGAAACUAAAGAAUAUAAUAUAGAUCAUAUACCAAAUCCAUCUAAAGAGCUAAAAGAGUUCUUUUCUAAGUAUACCCACAAAGUAAGUAGCAUAGGCAGUACUAUGCGAUCUGAUUGGGAGAGAGUUAUAUAUGGACUUCCUAGACCAGAGCAUGGUUUUUCUAAAGAUGGUUCAACCGUUAGCACUGGGUUAUUACACAUGCUAUAUACGAUGUAUGACUUAGUAGGAAACGGGCAUAGAAUAAAAAGAACAAUUAGGUACAUAAAGAAUGAUUUUCAGAUGGAUUAUAAUAAAAAUAGAAGAGAAACAAAAAGAAAAAUGCGAAAAUGUUUAAAAAAAGUCUUUUCUUCUCUCUCCAGAAAUAAAGCCUUAGGAAUGAUAUGUAAUGAUCUUAUGCCUACAUCAAUAACUAGGCAUGGAGUACGUGCCACCGAUGCGUAUAUACAAAUUAGUAUUCUAUAUGAUUUUGAUUCAAGGUGGUAUGGAAUUAAAUUCACCGUAUCUACAUCUUACAACAAUCCGUUGGUAGAGAUUAUAGAAAAGGAAAAGGAAAAAUAG